Hirundo rustica (Barn swallow) is the source of this 535-nucleotide messenger RNA. RefSeq names its product UDP-glucose ceramide glucosyltransferase (gene UGCG). Gene Ontology annotation, molecular function: ceramide glucosyltransferase activity. The record is from RefSeq and is a predicted model, not a curated record. Gene Ontology annotation, biological process: glucosylceramide biosynthetic process. Gene Ontology annotation, cellular component: membrane. The transcript has 5 exons. NCBI's taxonomy places the organism in Eukaryota, Metazoa, Chordata, Aves, Passeriformes, Hirundinidae. The annotation marks the transcript as partial.
UCCGGUCCGCCGCCGGCUCCUGCCCGGGCCGCCGCGCCCCCCGGGGAUGGCGGUGCUGGCCCUGGCCUCGGAGGGACUCGCCAUCUUCGGGCUCAUCCUCUUCGUCGUGCUCUGGCUCAUGCACUUCAUGUCCAUCAUCUACACACGCCUCCACCUCAAUAAGAAAGCCACAGACAAACAGCCAUAUAGCAAGCUUCCGGGUGUUUCACUUCUAAAGCCGUUAAAAGGCGUGGAUCCUAACCUGAUCAAUAACCUAGAAACCUUCUUUGAGCUGGAUUAUCCAAAAUAUGAAGUACUACUCUGUGUACAAGAUCAUGAUGAUCCAGCUAUUGAUGUGUGCAAAAAGCUCCUUGGCAAAUACCCAAAUGUUGAUGCCAGACUGUUUAUAGGUGGCAAGAAGGUUGGCAUUAACCCCAAGAUCAAUAACUUAAUGCCUGGCUAUGAAGUUGCCAAAUAUGAUCUCAUAUGGAUCUGUGAUAGUGGAAUCAGAGUAACGCCAGACACACUGACAGAUAUGGCCAAUCAAAUGACUGAA